Molecule: messenger RNA, 1259 nt
Organism: Arachis duranensis
Lineage: Eukaryota; Viridiplantae; Streptophyta; Magnoliopsida; Fabales; Fabaceae
Product: putative serine/threonine-protein kinase
Exons: 7
Coding region: 113-1228 (371 amino acids)
Biological process (GO): protein phosphorylation
Molecular function (GO): ATP binding; protein kinase activity
Source: RefSeq, a predicted model, not a curated record
UCUCUUUAAGGCUGCUUCUUUUUUCUUCUUCAGCUUGUGCAUUCGGUAACUAACAGUUUUUGCAUCUCUGCCUCCAUCUGAAUUGUGCUAACAUCAACCAUAUUGCAACACCAUGACCAUUAAGAGUUGUGGCUGCUUUGGAGCCUCAACUACAAAGAAGAAGAAAACUAUAACUUCUCAUAGUCCCAAUGAAAUUGAUGGCUAUCCCUUAGCCAAUGUUAGGCAAUUCUCUGAUAAGGAACUGAGAUUGGCAACUGAUAAUUAUCAUUCAAACAGUAAGAUAGGAAGAGGAGGCUUUGGAACUGUUUUCCAGGGAACCUUAAAAGAUGGAAGACAGGUAGCAGUGAAGACCCUUUCAGUUGGAUCAAAGCAAGGAGUUCAUGAAUUCUUGACUGAAAUUAAGACAUUAUCAAAUGUUAGACAUCCAAACCUUGUUGAAUUGAUUGGAUUCUGCAUUCAAGGACCUAGCCGCACAUUAGUCUAUGAGUAUGUGGAAAAUGGCAACCUUGAUAGUGCAUUACUUGGCACAAGGACUAAGAGAAUUAAACUAGAUUGGAGAAAAAGAUCUGCUAUUUGCAUAGGUACUGCUAAAGGUCUUGCAUUUCUUCAUGAGGAAAUUGUGCCACAUAUUGUACAUAGAGACAUCAAAGCUAGUAAUGUACUACUCGACAAAGAUUAUAAUCCGAAAAUUGGUGAUUUUGGAUUGGCAAAGUUAUUCCCAGAUGACAUUACUCACAUCAGUACAAAAAUUGCCGGAACAACGGGUUACUUAGCACCAGAAUAUGCAUUAGGUGGACAGUUAACCAUGAAAGCUGAUAUAUACAGUUUUGGUGUUCUUGUGCUUGAAAUCAUUAGCGGCAAACGCAGCUCGAGGAGUAACUGGGGAGACUCCAACAAACUCCUAUUGGAAUGGGCAUGGCAACUUCAUGAAGAGGGUAGACAUUUGGAUAUUGUGGAUCCAGAGAUGGAAGAGUUUCCAGAGGAAGAGGUGAUGAAGUACAUGAAGGUUGCAUUGUUUUGCACACAGUCAGCAGCAAGCAGGAGGCCAUUGAUGACACAAGUGGUUGACAUGCUGUCAAAGGAAAUUCAGCUCAAUGAGAGUCAAUUACAACAACCAGGAUUCUUCAUGGAUUCAAAUGAUGAAUCCUCUCGGAUCAAGUCAACUUCUGACUCUAUAAUUCCUAAUGUUAGCUCUAGUCAUAGUUUUACUCAGGUGGCCCCUCGAUGAUCAUGCCUAAAUAAAUAUAAAUAGUGGUUCA